This is a messenger RNA of Emiliania huxleyi CCMP1516, 2638 nucleotides long. RefSeq lists its product as hypothetical. The coding region runs from base 25 to 2349 and encodes 774 amino acids. Gene Ontology annotation, biological process: lipid oxidation. Gene Ontology annotation, molecular function: metal ion binding; oxidoreductase activity, acting on single donors with incorporation of molecular oxygen, incorporation of two atoms of oxygen. The record is from RefSeq and is a predicted model, not a curated record. The transcript has a single exon. NCBI's taxonomy places the organism in Eukaryota, Haptophyta, Isochrysidales, Noelaerhabdaceae.
AGGAAGUCUCCUGCAGUUCCAAGCAUGUCAGCUCCACUCCUUGAGAAGACGCCCCCGCCUUCGCGUCCGCCUCCUUCGAAGGCGUACCUGAACAAGCAGAAGCAGGCCGUAAACUCCACAGCCUCGCCAUCGCCGGGCGCCGCAGCCUCGCUGUCACCGAGCGCUGCCACCUCGUGGGCGAUAAUCAAUGGUGAGAGGUCGUUCCGCGGCGCCGUCGGCGCUUGCUGCUUCCUAAGCUGGGCGCGCACUCCCAUCGCGCUGCUGGUCACUCUCCUCGUGUGGUGGCUCCCGGUCGCGAUCGCCGCCCCGCUCGUGGUCUUGCUGCCGCCGCUCACCUUCCUGCUGCUCACGUUCGGCACGAUGCCAAAGCAGUGGGGCGACCCGUACUACGGGUUCGUGCUCUGGGUCCAGAAGCUGCGGCUGACGACCCAGUUCGUCCAGUUCAACGGGGCGCGGGUCGAAGGCCGAGUCGCCUACGAUCUCCGCGCCCUCAAGCCAAAGCGCGAGCUGAGGAAGACGCCGCUUCCGCUGGGCUGGGGACUGGUGGUGGCGGACUACCGGGAGGAGGAGAUGGACGCGGCGGUCAUCCUCGGCAACUGGUUCGGGGAGACGCUCUCGACGACCCUCAUCCCAGUGGCGAGGGUGCUGGACAUUGUCCGGCUCGCGGCGUACCACCUUCCCUGGGGCUGGCGCAGCGCGCCGCGCCAGACCUCCUUCAGCGCGGGCGAGAACCCGGUCAAGUUUGUGAUGGAUGAGGUGGGCGCCGUCUACCCAAAGAUCCACCAGCAGUGGGCCGACAAGACGGGGGACGAGGCGCUCGCCCACUUUUGCAGGUCCGGCCUCGCAGCGCACCGCGUGGAGCUGGCUCCCGAGGACUGCCCCUACCUCGAUGCGGACGGGAAGCCGGCAAAGUUCGUGGUGCGCACAAACGAGAUGGCGACGCUCGACGUCAAGGAGGGGUGCGACCGCUACGGCGGCGACGCGUACUUUGGCGCAGACUGGCGACCGGUCGCGAUCGUGCGCAAGGAGACGCCGGAGCAGUGCGAGUGGUGGAGCACGCUCGUCGACAAGGUGUACCGACCCGGCGACGGGUACAAGUGGGAGUACGCCAAGUUUGCCUUCCGCUCCACCGUCUUCACGCUGGUGACGUUCGUGGACCACCUCUUCGGGCUCCACAUGCAGACCUCCGAGCUGGUCAUGCUCGCCACGCGCGAGCAGCUGUCGACCGACCACCCGAUCCGCCGCUUCCUCAUCCCGUUCACGUUUGGAGCAAUCACAAUCAACGACUGGGCGCGGACCGCGCUGUGCGCGUACGGCGGCACGACGCACCGCGCGUUUUCCUUCACGGACGGCGGCUUCGCGCGCGCGUGGGCGCUCGCGCCGGCGCUCGCCUUUACUCGGUCAAACGCGCGUUGGACCGAGGAGAACCCGUCGCCGCGCGGUCAGGAGAGCAAGGGCAGGGCGCAGCCCUUCCGCGGGGUGUUCCGGCUGAAGAAGGCGCCGACCAACGAGAUCGCCGAUGGCGAGACUGCAGCUUCGGUCGCGGAGAAGGUCUUCGCGCGCACGGUGGGCGACAGCGCCUCGGAGCGGCGCAGCGACGACGGCGACGGCGACAGCGACUGGAUCGACGCCUUUCUGGCGCACCACGGCUCCGCCUACCCGUCCGGGGGCGUCGACACGCCUUUCUACAGGGCUUGCGAGCGUUACCACGGCAUUGUCGCGCGGUGGGUGGAUGCGUAUUGCGCGCGCUACUACCCGGAGGGCGUCGCCGCAGAUGACGAGGCGGUCGCGUUCCUGGAGCAGAUCAUGCUCACAACCUCGCAGUCGACGGUGGCAUCGUACGGGCUUCAGCUCGGCGCCGCGUUUGCAGCCUCGCGGGGCCGCCCUCUGCGGAUGCGAAGGCUGCUCGUCUGCUUCCUCACCCGCUUCAUCGAGCUCGUGACUCUGGGCCACGAGCAGGUGGGCGCUGUGCAGGUGUACGCGCAGGACGCGUCCUUCGCCUCCUUCUCAUGGAAGAAGGGCGACCUCUGCGGCACCAAGGAGGCGGCGAUGCAGGGCGCGACCCUGAUGUGCCUCACCUCCUCCAUCACCCCCACGCUCAUGCCCGGCGACGACUCCACCUUCGAGCAGCACGACUGGUCCUUCCUGUACCCGCCCCCCCCGGGGCAGCAGUCUGCCGCCGACGCUGCCGAUCUGAAGGCGCUCAACCGCACCUUUCAGGAGGAGCUCGCCGCAAUGGCGCGCGACCUCGACGCCGAGAUGGCCGCCGCGCCCGCAAAGGCCUUUCCAGACAACAUGGGCAGUUGCACAGUCAACCCGCGGUACAUGGAGUGCGCUGUCAGCAUCUGACACCGCCCCUCCCGACGCCUCGACGCGCACGGCGCAACGGGGGCGAGCAGGUAGGAAUAGGGCACUUUGUGUGCUGCGGAGCGCUAGAGAUGCGCGCGCGAGAGAGUUACGUUCUGUGGGGCGUUCUGUCCCCCCGGCGGCGACGCGGGCACGAGGAUCGAGGUCGCAACGCCCGCGUGGGAUCGCGGGCGAGCUCUUUGUUUUUUACGGCGUUGUUGUUGGCAGCAGUGUCCACUGUUUCUUGUGUGCGCGGCCUUCGUUUUUGUUAAUCGUCCGCUCUCUCUCAAAA